Molecule: messenger RNA, 7206 nt
Organism: Oncorhynchus kisutch (coho salmon)
Lineage: Eukaryota; Metazoa; Chordata; Actinopteri; Salmoniformes; Salmonidae
Product: SH3 and PX domain-containing protein 2A-like
Exons: 14
Coding region: 387-3695 (1102 amino acids)
Cellular component (GO): cytoplasm
Molecular function (GO): protein binding; phosphatidylinositol binding
Source: RefSeq, a predicted model, not a curated record
GGUCCAACCUACUUUUCUUCCAAGGAGGGCUGAAGCUGAGCAGUGCUCUGCAUUAUGCGCUCGCGAAUCCGCCAUCCUCCCUCUGUUCAGUGUGUUGUUCACAGUUUUUCUUGCUCAGCAAUAAUAACCGGCGACUGGAAGCUGGCAACUUGCAUUGAUUGUAUGUAUGUAGUGGAUCUGAGCGCUCCAAUACGUGCAUUGCUACGUCAAAUUUUACUUGACAAACAUGGAGGUUUAUUUUGGCCUACAUUGUCUUUAUAGGGAGAUUUGAGCUUUGAUAGCUUGACCUGCUGAAACGUUAUUUUUUGACAAUAAGAGGAGCCCCCACAUUACUCAUUUUCUGCCAGCUGGAUUACAGGAUUGUAUGAUAACUUUUUAAAUUCAAGAUGCAGGUCCGAACGGUCCUUGAAGUGAAAGUUAUGGAUGUGCAGAAGAAGCGGAAUCCAUCUAAACAUUACGUGUACCUCAUCAAUGUCACAUACUCUGACUCCACCUCUCAUGUCAUCUACAGGAGAUACAGCACUUUUUUCGAUCUCCAGAUGCAGAUCCUGGACAAGUUCCCAGUGGAGGGAGGGCAGAAGGACCCCAAAAAGAGAAUAAUUCCCUUCUUACCAGGUAAACUCUUAUUUCGGCGAAGUCAAGUCAGAGACGUGGCUGUGAAAAGGUUGAAGCAUCUUAAUGACUACUGCAGAGCUGUGAUGAGGCUCCCUAACCAGAUCUCCCAGAGUGAGGAGGUGCUGAGUUUCUUUGAAACCAAGGCUGAGGACAUCAACCCUCCUAAAGAAGACUAUGGGGGAUCCACCAAACACAAAUCAGGUUUGGAUGGUGCCGAUCCUAUGCUACUGGAGCAGUACAUGGUGGUGGCCAACUAUGAGAAGCAGGAGCCGGCAGAAAUCAGCCUGCAGGCCGGCAAACUGGUAGACGUCAUCGAUAAGAGCGAGAGUGGCUGGUGGUUUGUCAGUACAGCAGAGGAGCAGGGCUGGGUCCCUGCCACAUAUCUGAAUACCCACAGCAACACACGAGAUGACCUGGAGCUGGGCGCCUCCAAGUCCAGGGAAGUCACGAAGCACCGUAAGGCCCAUCUGAAGAGGCUGGACCGGAGAUGGACCCUCGGGGGAAUGGUCAGCAGGCAGCAGAGCCGAGAGGAGAAGUAUAUGACGGUGCAGCCAUACACCAGCGAGGGAAAGGAUGAGAUCGCCUUUGAGAAAGGAGUCAUCGUGGAGGUCAUCCAGAAGAACCUGGAGGGUUGGUGGUUCAUCAGGUACCAGGAUAAGGAGGGCUGGGCCCCGGCCUCCUACCUGAAGAAGGUGAUGGAGGACUUCUCUCCCCGUAGUAGUAAUAAGAAGACCCCUUUGACUGGCCCGGUGGAGAUAAUCAGCAACAUCAUGGAGAUCAGCAACCUGCUGAACAAGAAGGCCCUGAGUGAGAAGGACGUGCAGACAGACGGCCAGCCAGAGGACAACCCCCUAACCACCCCCUCCCUGGUCAAGAGGCAGAUCAGCCUGCCCAUACCGUGCUCUAGCUCGGACUUCAGCCCUGGUGCCGCACUGGUGGAUGUUAAGGGCAAAGUAGAACCAGCCUCUCCUGUCAUAGCCCGCAUCGCUCCUCACAGAAUAGAGAUCGGCUCCCCAAUCCUCAGACAAAAGCCACCUCCUCGCAGAGAUGCAACUCUGGGAUUCAAUUUACCCUCGCCACCAGAGCCCCCUACUGUUGAAGCAGAGUACUACACCAUUGCAGAGUUCCAGUCCGUCAUUUCAGAUGGCAUCAGUUUUAAUGGAGGGCAGAAAGCAGAUGUGAUCGAGAAGAACUCUGGUGGCUGGUGGUAUAUCCAGAUUGGUGAGAAAGAGGGCUGGGCUCCCUGCUCCUACAUCGACAAACGAAAGAAGCCCAACCUAAACCGCAGAACCAGCACUCUGAGCCGGCCCAAAGUCCCGCCCCCAGCCCCACCCGUCAAGAAGCAGGACUCUGAGGAGACUGUCCCUACCAGCAUUCCUGGUUCCGAGGCUCCAGAGUCCCCUGCAUCUCCCGGAAGGCCUGUGUACGAGGAGCCAGAAUAUGAUAUUCCUGCCAUUGGGUUUGAUCUGGAGUCAGAGUUUGAGUUCCUCAGGACAGAUGAGUCCUCAGCGGAUGGGAAGAACGAGGAUAGCUCCUCAGAGAAGGGCUCUCACCUUUCCUUCAAGCCAUCUCCGUCCUCUUCUCUCCAUAGCGCAUCCUUCAAGCUGGGCGAGUCGUCCGAGGACGUGGGGCAGGAAGAGGAGGAGCCUGAGGGAGAGGAGUGCAUCUAUGAGAAUGACUGCUUCAUGCCUUUCAGAGAGAUGCCUUAUACACAAUCCAGUGGCGACUCAGAAUUCCUGAAGAUUAGUGCCCCGUUGGAGACUAGCAAAGCUGAAAACUCUCACUCCAUGUUUGGGGCAAGGAGAAAAGGGAAGACUAUCCAGCUGAACGGCAGCCAGUCCCUGUCUCAAACCAAAGCAGAGGCCGGGGCAUCCAGCUCCAAACCUGCCUCUACAGAGUCCAACCCAGAUCUCUCCAAGCAGUCCAGGCCCAAGAAGGACAAAGAGGAGCACAAGAUGGGCUCCACCAAGUCCUCCACCAAACCUAAGCCAUUGGUCAGGCCAAAGCCCCAGCUGGCCAAGGCCUCCAGUGCAGAGAAAAUGGACAUCGGCAGCCUCCGGAGACAACUUAGGCCUACAGGCCAGCUGAAGAAGGGCUCCAGAGGAGAAGACUUUGAAACAGCCUCUGUCAUCUCCUCUGAGGACUCUGUGUCCUCCCACAGCACCUCCGACAUCUCCUCCAUCUAUUCUAAAGGCAGCCGGGGAGACUCAGACGAGGGCUGCAGUCUCUACCGCACCACAGAGGCCUAUGAGAAGGGCCAGGACUCAGAGAUGAGCUUCCCUCCCGGGGUGGAAGUGGAGGUGCUGGAGAAGCAGGAGAGCGGCUGGUGGUACGUCCGCUUGGGCGACACUGAGGGCUGGGCUCCAACCUACUACCUGGAGCCUGUCAGGCAGCUAGACGACAAAGCUGGGUCAGAGUCCGAUGGCACCCCUACCAAACUGGGCAGCCUGAGCAAGUCCAACAGCCUGGAGAAGAAUGAGCAGAGAGUCCAGGCCUUGAACAACAUCAACCAGAGCCUAAAGAGGAGCAUACCACCCAUCCCCUCCAAGCCCUUUGUCCUGUUCAAUGGCUCUCAGAAGAAUGUUUUGAAACAGCAGCAGGUGGUCAGGCCUCAGUCGGUCUUCAUCUCCAAGCCAAUCAUCGACGGGCCAAACCCAGUAGGCUCCCUUAGGAGGGGUGAGUCACUCAAUUCCACUGACCACCCACGCUCUAGUCCCACCUUGCGCCGCAACGCUUCCUUUGGUACUACCCCGCGGUGCCCAGUGCCGAAUGUUAACAUGGCAAACCGGAACAGACCCGGCACGGGAAGCUCCGAAUCACUGGGCCGGGGGACUCAGAGGAACGGUCUACCUAUUUCCACGGUGAAACCCAAAACCCACCUCAUCCAGAACAACCUCCGUGAGGUGUAUGUCUCCAUAGCGGAUUACCAUGGUGAUGAGGAGACCAUGGGGUUCCCCGAAGGAACGACUCUGGAGGUUCUGGAGAGGAACCCUAAUGGGUGGUGGUACUGCCAGAUCCUGGACGGAGGUCGACCUCGAAAAGGCUGGGUCCCCUCAAAUUACCUGGAAAGGAAGAGCUAGUGACACACUAAUAUUCAGUGCAUGUGCAAUCAGGUCAGAGACCAUUGUUGACAGUGGAAAUGGAAAUGGAAAGACACUGUUUUUUUACAGUGUAAAGAUGGAAAUCAGAAGAGACCAUUUAUAGUAUCAUUGAAGUGGUAUACUUUGUGUUUUCUAAACUGAGGGUGGCCAACCAAUCCUGCAUAUAAUUACUUGACAUUUUAUUAUUAUAAUCUGAAGUGACAAAGAAAAUACUUCAAAGUAUACUUUUUUGACAGGAUUUUAUCUAUUCACAGACAGCCGGGGGUUGGGACAAAUACCUUUGGCAUUAAAAUCAGCAAAAGGUCAAUCAAAUAUUUAACAAAAUAAUUAAACAAAGUGGUUGAUUUGAUUAAAUGUGCUUUUUAAUCCAAAAUGGAAGAAUAAUGGGAUUUGGACACCAGUGGAAGAGCUUUGGACAGCUUUGGCUGAUCAUGGUGAGAUUUUGUGAUAUGAUAACAUUACUUAAUGAUCUCCAAUGGGCUACAAAUGAUUCACUUCUAAUGAUAUUUGAUCAUAUAAUGUUUUUUUAUGAUUUCUUCUUUAAAGGUCCAACGCAGCCCUUUUUAUAUCAAUAUCAAAUCAUUUCAGGGUAAAAAUAAGUAGCUUACUGUGAUUGUUUUCAAUUAAAAUAGUCAAAAAUAAACAAAAAUAGCUUGAUAGCAAAUAGCAAUUGGUUUAUUAACUCAUUUACUCAAAUAGCUUUUACUCUAAAAGGACAUUAUCACAUUAUUAUUCCAACAUCAUAGUGUGUAAAUAUAAAUACAGUGCAUUUGCAAAGUAUUCAGACCCCUUCCCCUUUUCCACAUUUUGUUACGUUACAGCCUUAUUCUAAAAUGGAGGAAAUCCUCAGCAAUCUACACACAAUACCCCAUUACGACAAAUUAAAAACAGGUUUUUAAAACCUUAUUUACAUAAGAAUUCAGACACUAUGCUAUGAGAAUCGAAAUUAAGCUCACCUGCAUCCUGUUUCCAUUGAUCAACCUUGAGAUGUUUCUACAACUUGAUUGGAGUUCCUUGAUUGGAGAAACUUCCAGAAGGACAACCAUCUCUGCAGCACUCUACCAAUCAGGCCUUUAUGGUAGAGUGGCCAGACAGAAGCCACUUCUCAGUAAAAUGCAGAUGACAGCCCGCUUGAAAUUUGACAAAAUGCACCUUAAUGUCUCUCAGACCAUGAGAAACAAGAUUCUCUGGUCUGAUGAAACCAAGAUUGAACUCUUUGGCCUGAAUGCCAAGCGAAGCAUCACGUCUGUAGGAAAGGGGGUGGAAGCAGCAUGCUGUGAGGUUGAUUUUCAGUGGCAGGGACUGGGGGACUAGUCAGGAUUGAGGGAAAGAUGAACAGAGCAAAGUACAGAGAGAUCCUUGAUAAAAUCCUACUCCAGAGCGCGACCCUAAGUACACAGCCAAGACAACGCAGGAGUGGCUUCGGGACAAGUCUCUGAAUGUCCUUGAGUGGUCCAGCCAGAGCCCGGACUUGAACAAAAUCGAACAUCUCUGGAGAGACCUGAAAAUAGCUGUGCAGCAACACUCCCCUUCCAACCUGACAGAGUUUAAGAGGAUCUGCAGGGAAGAAUUGAACAAACUCCCCAAAUACAGGUGUGCCAAGCUUGUAGCUUCAUACCCAAGAAGACUCAAGGCUGUAAUCCCUGCCAAAAGUUUUUCAACAAAGUACUGACUAAAGGGUCUGAAUACUUAUGGAAAUGUAAUAUUUCAGUUUUUUAUUUUUAAUACAUUUGCAAAAAUAUCUUAACCUUUUUUUGCUUUGUCACUAUGGGGUAUAAUUUGUAGAUUGACAAGGAUUUUUUGGGGGGAAUAAGGCUAUAAUGCAACAAAAUGUUGAAAAAGUCAAGGGGUCUGAAUACUUUCUGAAUGCAUUGUAUAUAUAACACAGAAAAUGUAGUUUUUGCCUGCACUGGACCUUUAAAGCUUUUUGCAUGUUUAAAAUGUUUUGUUUAAGUAAACAUUUAUCUUGAAAUGCUUUGUAUGUUGUAUUUAAAAGGUCUGUUGCUACACCUUCUCAUAUGUUUAAUGUCAUCUGCAGAAUGUCUUGUGCAUGUUUUUAAGUCACUUUGUUAUGAAGCUUAAUGUAUAUUUCAUGUAAUAUUGUUUCAUAUGGCUAUGUGUGUAUGGCAUAUUGCUGUAGAGCUUUGUGAAUGUGCUCUAUCAGUUCAUUACAGCAUGUAAGUCAUUUGAAACCUCUUAAAAGCUACAGUCUGAGAUUUGAAAAACAAAAAUAAACAGCUGAGGGAUAGGGCUAGGACAAUUUUGGUUCAUGACAAAGACAGACAGUUGUGCUGAAGGCAUUUAUAAGAAUUUUCUUCCAGAAUCAAUGGGUAAAUAUGAAGAAUUGAAAUAACCAUUAAACAGCUUCCCAAGUUGCUGACUGUAGCUUUAAUGUAAUUCUUUAUCAAUGUUUCAUGAUUUUCUUGAUGACACUCUACCUAAUGUCUUAUACGUACAGUAUGUAUCAUUCGCCACCUUAGAAGUGUAUUUCUGCUCUGGUCUUGUGACAAAAUAAGUCAGCCUACUGUAUAUUUGAAGGAGUGGUAAAUCAGCAAUUUUUUUUCGCUCUUCAGAAUCGUCUUCUAGUAAGUACAUUUUAAUUAACUACCUUUUAAGGUGUUUGCUAGGUUGUAAAAAAAAUUACAAAUAAAUGAUGAGCUGCUUAUGCACUUCCAUUAUUCCAUUUAAUUUACCAGAGCAAGGAAUAUUUGACUUGAAUAUUGGAAUUGAGGCUUUGCAUUGGCUUUCAAAACCAAACCUCAGCGAUGUGUUGAAUAGCAAUUCUAAUUCCAAUAACUUAAAUUGUGAUCUUAUCUGAGAGGGAACAAAACAAUUACAUUUAAAAUCCUUUAUUUAUACCACAAGGGGCUUGCAGGCAGCAGUACAUAUGCAUAAAACAAUGACUCACCUGGUGCUACUCAUACUCAUAUCGAGAAAGACUUGAUACUCUUGCCCCUUUGAAAAGGAGGCACAUACAGUAUUUAAAAAGGUGUACUCUUAAUAAUGCUGUGUAGUAUAAAUGUUUAUGUUUGAAUAAUAAUUCUAGCUACAUAACUUUUUAAAUAAAGUAUUUCAAGUAAUUAAUUCCCUAUUUUGAACUAACAUCUAGUUACAUUGAGUUAAUCUUACCCUGUUUUACAUAAAAUGGAAUUUAACUGAUUUAUCAAUGGAUAGGUCACAUUACAUACUUUCUUGCCCAAGCACAAAAUUCUCAAUUUAUUUUAAUGAAGCUGGCCCUCUUAUGGCUGAUGUUCAAGACUGCUGAAAUAUGGUUCCCAAUUAAUGAUCCUAUUCUGCCAGUUUGAUCCUAUUCUGCCACAAAGUGUCCUUUGUCAUUGUCUGCUGGACAGUAUGGAAUCUAACUUUAGUUUUAGAGCUUGCUACAUUACAGAAAUGUUAUUUAUAUUAUUCAGCAGAGAGAACGUUCAUUUUAUGAUUACAUGUGAACAAUAAUAAUGAAUUAAUUGUGAAUAAAUGCACUUCUGCAUUA